UCUUUUCCAGACAUGGGGCCAGCUGAUCGACACGGACUUCGACCCGCAAGUGUCGGCGACGUGCAAGGGCGGCCGCAUGAGCAUCAAGGUGGCCUUGAACGACUCGUUCGGCGGCACGGUGCACGCGCGUGACUUCCGGACCGCCGGCUGCAUGCGGGCCGGCGACGGCUCCAGGACGGUCAGCCUGGACAUCAACUUGCUGGCGCAGCCGGGAGCUCCCGAUUACUGCGGACUGCUGGUCAAUAAUAAAACAGAAGAGAGAUCUGUCCCAAUAGCAGUUAGAAUCCACAGAACCCUUGAACUGGCCGAUGAUAAGUUCUACGUCAUCACCUGUGGCAAUGCAGGAUUCAGGAAUGCCAGAAACGAAACUUCCUUGGUCUCCCUGAGGCUACUCGAAAACGGGAAAAGGAUCACUGAGGCCGUCUAUCAUAGACCCUACACGCUCAGGACUGAAAUCUCAAGGCCAGACGGUACUUAUGGAUUCAGGGUCAAGAACUGUUUUGCCUUCAAUAAACUAAACAAUACUGAACUGCUUGUGGACGAGAGAGGAUGCAGCGUGAAUGAAAAUAUUGUGGGAGCUUUCGUCUACGAUGAUCAGAAAGGAAUUGCUGAUGCGCCGGUCAGGUCUAUGUUCAGGUUCCCAGAUAGCUCAGAAGUACAUUUUCAGUGUGACAUCGGUCUCUGCAAGGGUCCCUGCGCUCCGCAAACCUGCACCAGCGACGUGGUCCAGUCCCGGGCCCUCAACACAGACGAGGGCAUCCUGAUGGCCGCCACCAGCGUCUUCGUGGUCGACCCCGGAGACGCCCCCCAGAUCCAGGAGCUCUGCGACGAGUCCGGAGUGCGACCCUCCUGGCUGCUGUGGCUCUGCAUCGCCCUCGGAGUGCUCUUCCUGCUGAUGCUGAUCAUCAACAUUUUCCUGUGCUCCGCGAUGACUUGCGCUUGCGCUCGAACGGAAAUCAUCGAGAAGGAGCCGAGCAUUAUCGAGGACUACGAUCCGUACAGGAGUUGGCAUGGGAGUCAGUACGGGUCCAGAUACUCUCUGAAUGGUGCUCCUCAGCACCCGAAAGGCUACACGUCUGGCGGCUCGACGAUGGCUUCCAACAGAUCGGUCUCGUCCCACAGCGACCAUUACGCUAUCGUGCAUUCCAGACCUGGCAGCAGGGGCUACAACAACAAACACAGAGGCCCGCCAUCUCACAUCGGAAGUCACUACAGCGGAAAAUAA
Messenger RNA from Phaedon cochleariae (mustard beetle), 1225 nucleotides. The record is from the annotation of a GenBank genome assembly. NCBI's taxonomy places the organism in Eukaryota, Metazoa, Arthropoda, Insecta, Coleoptera, Chrysomelidae.